AGCGAAGCAAAUUUACAGAAACGAAGAAGACGAAGAAAAAACAUUCACAAACGCCUCUAAUGGCGCAGGCCGUUCAGAAAAACACUCUAUACGUCGGUGGUUUAGCGGAGGAGGUGAACGAAUCUAUUCUUCACGCAGCCUUCAUUCCCUUCGGCGACAUCAAAGACGUCAAGACGCCAUUGGAUCAAGCCACUCAGAAGCACCGUUCCUUCGGCUUCGUCACUUUCUUGGAAAAGGAAGAUGCAUCCGCUGCUAUGGAUAAUAUGGACGGUGCUGAGCUUUAUGGUCGUGUGCUUACUGUUAACUAUGCCCUCCCUGAGCGUAUCAAGGGUGGUGAACAAGGAUGGGCUGCUCAACCUAUUUGGGCGGAUGCGGAUACGUGGUUUGAAAGGCAGCAACAAGAGGAGGAAAUGCAGCGUCUUCAAGCUGAGAAUCGAGCAGCUAUGGAGGCUGCGGAGGAGCUGCACAGGAAGAAACUAGCGCAGGAACGAGAAGGGGAGAAAGACGAGGAGGUAGACACCAAGGUCGAUCCCAUGGCUAAGGCUGAAGCUGAGGUUUUAAGACAGAACAGUUGAAAACCUACCAUUCUGUGAGGUUCCUCUUCACAAUGACAUUCUCCUUCUGCUCCCGUAGUUAAUUCCAUUCACAAAGUAUAGUUUUGAUAAGCUGAAAAAUAUUCACAUUUCAUGAAUUUUUGUAAUCUUAUUGGAAAAGAAUACCUUAGAAAGUAGGAGUUUUAAAUCUGGCAGCACUGUUGUUUUAGUUCACCCCUUCCUCCGCUUUGUUCUUUUAAUUCCAUUGAGUUUUUUUUUUUUU
Cucumis sativus (cucumber) is the source of this 816-nucleotide messenger RNA. Its product is annotated as peptidyl-prolyl cis-trans isomerase E. Bases 60 to 575 code for a protein of 171 amino acids. The transcript has 2 exons. The record is from RefSeq and is a predicted model, not a curated record. Lineage: Eukaryota; Viridiplantae; Streptophyta; Magnoliopsida; Cucurbitales; Cucurbitaceae. Gene Ontology annotation, molecular function: RNA binding.